UAUCGCAUCAAGCCUACAGCUAAAAGGCCUUAUCACCAAUGAAGAGGGGUAUUUGAGGUUGGGCCCCAUAUCUUUCCUAAUGCAGAUAACGCAUACUAACCUCUGAUGUGGGGUUACAUCACGACCUACAAAAAAGCCCUAGAUCAUCUGCCCUAGGUAUUUAAGCAGCGAUGAAUGCUCGAUCAAUGACCACAGAUAUGUCCCUCAAAAUAUUUGGAUUUGAUUGACUUUAUAUCUACUCAAUUUCUUCGACACCAAAAUGGCUCUUACUGGGAAAGUAGCUCUCAUCACCGGCGGUGUGAAGAAUCUCGGAGCGCAAUGUGCACUCAAUUUGGCCUCCGUAGGCUCCAAUCUUGCUCUUCACUAUCACUCAUCCAGUGAUAAGAAGCAAGCUGCCGCACUGGAAGCCACACUCAAGGAAAAGUACCCUUCAAUCAAGGUUUCCUUCUACGAGGGAAAUCUUGUCUCUGCCGCUGCAGUGACCAAACUGUUCCAAGACGUUAUUCAUGACUUUGGUCAUGUUGACAUUGUGGUCAACACCAUCGGAAAGGUGUUGAAGAAGCCUAUCACGGAGAUUAGUGAGGAGGAAUACGACACGAUGUUCGAUGUGAACUCCAAAGUCGCCUUUUUUGUUCUCAAAGAAGCUGCUCGUAAUGUGACCGAUGGUGGAAAGAUUAUCACCAUUGUCACUGCGCUUCUGGGAGCGUUUACCGGCUACUAUACUUGUUACGCUGGUAGUAAAGCUCCUGUUGAGCACUUCACUCGGGGUGUUUGCAAGGAACUUCAGGCUCGGAGAAUCAGUGUGAACAAUAUCGCUCCGGGACCAAUGGAUACACCAUUCUUCUAUCCUCAGGAAUCCCCAGAGGCUGUAGAAUAUCACAAAUCGAAUGGCAUGGGUGGUCGUCUUACCAUGGUUGAGGACAUUGCUCCUGUCGUUCGCUUCCUUUGUACUGAUGGUGCUUGGAUUACUGGUCAGACAAUUUUUGCGAAUGGUGGAUAUACAACUCGCUGAUUACAUACUGCGAUUGAUGAGUUUUAUAUGUGUAUGUGUACAAAUCUGCACCUGGCAGUGAGUGAUAUGAUUCUGAUUUUGAAUCCAAGUGAUGAUAAAUUCC
Talaromyces stipitatus ATCC 10500 is the source of this 1115-nucleotide messenger RNA. Its product is annotated as short-chain dehydrogenase, putative. Lineage: Eukaryota; Fungi; Ascomycota; Eurotiomycetes; Eurotiales; Trichocomaceae. The record is from RefSeq and is a predicted model, not a curated record. The transcript has 4 exons. The coding region runs from base 260 to 1012 and encodes 250 amino acids.